Messenger RNA from Tarenaya hassleriana, 390 nucleotides. RefSeq lists its product as uncharacterized. The record is from RefSeq and is a predicted model, not a curated record. The transcript has a single exon. Lineage: Eukaryota; Viridiplantae; Streptophyta; Magnoliopsida; Brassicales; Cleomaceae. Bases 1 to 390 code for a protein of 129 amino acids.
AUGGCUUCUGGCAAUGGAAUUGUUAAGUUCAACGGGCUUAACUAUGCAGACUGGUCUGAACAUAUCCAAUUUUAUUUGGGUUUCAAUGAUAUGGAUCAUGAAUUGUUGAAUGAAAAGCCAACAUCCAUAACAGAUGAAAGCUUAGAAAGUGACAGGAUUAACUUCGAUUCCUGGGAGCGAUCAAAUAGGUUGUGUUUGAACUUGAUGAGGAUUACUAUGGCAAAAAGUGUUAAGCCAUCGAUGCCUAAAACUGAAAGUGCAAAGAAAUUUAUGCAAAAGGUUAAAGAGUAUUCUCAGUCGGAUCUGGCUGACAAGUCGGUAGGAAGUCUCAUGAGCGAGCUGACUAUGAAAAAGUUUGACUGGUCUCAGUCUAUCCAUAUGAUCAUAUGA